GAGCUAUCGGAGCAGCAUUAUCGGCCGCUCUGUGCGUAUAUUAAGGCGACGUUUGAGAUGCAUGUCAGGACCAAGAGCUCAUUCGACUUUCAGUCAGUAGACGGCGGAAAACUUCAAAAUGCUCUCGGUCAUCACCCUUCUCACUGCUGCUCUGCUCGCGAAUGCGUGGCCUGCCCCGGUAGCACCCUAUACGCCUUCUGGUGGUGUCGGUGUCUCGCCCGAUUCUCCGGCUCCCAAAUACGAGCCUUACUCGGACUUUGACUUCCAGUCACUCAACCUUGCGCUGAACCAAGAAUGGAUCGAGCUCGACUUGUUCUACAAGGGCCUCGAGAUGUUCACUCUCAAGGACUAUGAGGACGCAGGGCUGAACAGCCAGGACCGUGAACUGGUUGAAUUCAUGGCCGAACAAGAACGCGGGCAUGCCCAGCUGAUCACCGACAUGCUUGGGCCUAGAGCAGCAAAGGAGUGCACCUACACUUACCCAUUCAAGACCGUGCCUGAGUUUGUUGACUCCUGCCAGAAGCUCACCCGGUUCGGCGAGUCUGGGGUGUACGGCUUCCUUCCGCACCUCAACUCGCGUCCCACGGCCCAGCUUCUCCUACAGAGUAUCACUACCGAGGCGCGGCAGCAGAUGAUCUUCCGCCAGUUUGAGGGACUGUUCCCCAUGCCGGUAUGGUUCGAGACGGGCAUCACGCAGAGCAUGGCAUGGACGCUGCUGGCGCCGUAUAUCGCUACCUGCCCAGAUGAUAACCCGAAGAUCGAGUGGCAGAACUUCCCCGCCCUGGACAUCAUCGACAACCCCUGGGCCCCGGACCCGGCCUACCCACCCGCCAUCACGCACAACCGCACUGCCCUCUCUACCCCACGCCAGAAAGUCUCCUUCACAUGGGAAAACCCUGGCAAGAAAGUGGGAUAUAACGACCUGUACACGACCUCCACCAGCGCUGGGAAGCCCAAGUUUGCAGCUUGGAUCUCUCAGCUCAACACGACUUACACGCCCCUGAAUGAUAUUUCUGGUAACAGUGCCUGGACGUACCAGCCAGAUGGCACCGUCUUCGUGAUCGAAGGCUACUACGAUCCCAUUGUGAACGAGACGAUGUUCAUCCUGAUCACGGACACAGACCUGCACGUGACGCCAUACAACAUCAGUCUGCUGAACGACCAUGUUGUUGCCGGGCCGGCGAUUUACCAGAGUGGGUGA
Messenger RNA from Dacryopinax primogenitus, 1201 nucleotides. RefSeq lists its product as uncharacterized. The coding region runs from base 119 to 1201 and encodes 360 amino acids. The transcript has 5 exons. NCBI's taxonomy places the organism in Eukaryota, Fungi, Basidiomycota, Dacrymycetes, Dacrymycetales, Dacrymycetaceae. The record is from RefSeq and is a predicted model, not a curated record.